AUGACAUCGAACGCAAAAAAUGAUAUUGAGAUCGAUGAUCUAACUUGUCCGAUUACACUUCAAAUCUUUCAUGAUCCUGUAAUCGCCGCUGAUGGUCGUACAUAUGAGCGUGCAGCAAUUGUACAAUGGAUCACGGAACACGGUACCAGUCCAUUCACACGAGAGCCGCUCAAUAUUAAAGAAUUACAAGCUGACGAUUAUUUGAGAAAUUUGGCCGCUCAACAGCGAAGGUCAAUGAUGUCCUACAACAACAACAGAAAUUUUAAUAAUGCAAUUGUUCAACAGCAAAGUUCGACGGUAUCAUACAACAAUAAUAUAAAUGUUGAUUCAGCAAUUCUUACGCAAAUACAAAAUAUGCCUAGCAGUAGCGUAACUUUAAUACAAAAUGCUGGAAAUCGCUCUGCGUCUUGCAAUGAUUGCUGUCACAAACCCCAGUUUUGGAUUGCAAUUGGGAUUAUAUUUAUGGUGUCAUAUGUCUUCUUGAUCUGGGAAGGCAACGUUCGCGACAGAAGUCCCGCUUAUUCGAUGACAAGCACUACAAUUGCCACCAUGACUACUACAAUUCUAAUUCUCAAUAUUCCAGUCGAUGCCCAAUGGACCCAGAAUGGAGUGACUGUUGCUGGAGGCCAUGGACGAGGCAGUGCCACCAAUCAACUCGCGAGCCCUUCUGGUCUCUUCGUUGAUGAUGAUCAAACGAUGGUCAUUGCUGACUGCUGGAAUCAUCGUAUCAUCCAAUGGAAGAAGGGUGAUACGAAUGGACAAGUAGUAGCUGGUGGCAAUGGCUACGGAAAUCGAUUGGAUCAUUUGAUUGGUCCAACCGAUGUAUUGAUUGACAAAGAGACGGAUAGUCUCAUUAUUUGUGAUCGAUUGAAUCGACGAGUCGUACGAUGGUCUCGUCGUAGUGGUACAACUCAAGGAGAAAUUCUCAUCGACAACAUCUGGUGUUAUGGAUUAGCCAUGGAUGAUCAGAGAUAUCUCUACAUCUCUGACACCGACAAACAUGAAGUAAAACGAUAUCAAAUAGGAGAGAAGAAUGGAGCUAUCGUAGCUGGUGGUAAUGGCGAAGGUGAUGAUCUCAAUCAACUCAACUGGCCGACCUACAUCUUUGUCGAUCAACAAAAGACUGUCUACGUGUCAGACCGCUACAAUCAUCGUGUAAUGAAAUGGAAUAAAGAUGCAAAAGAAGGAAUUGUUGUCGCUGGAGGUCAAGGCAAAGGGAAUGCUCUGACACAAUUAUCGUAUCCUCAAGGACUGUUCGUCGAUACAUUGGGAACCAUCUAUGUGGCAGACUCGUCGAAUCAUCGAGUGAUGCGUUGGCCUAAAGGAGCGAAACAAGGCUUUGUUAUUGUGGGUGGAAAUGGUUACGGAGAAGGAGCAAAUCAGUUCAAGUCUCCCGAGGAUUUGUCCUUCGAUCAACAAGGCAAUCUCUAUGUCGUCGAUUAUGGGAAUUCUCGUGUUCAACGCUUUUCAAUCGAAUAG
This is a messenger RNA of Rotaria sordida, 1479 nucleotides long. The record is from the annotation of a GenBank genome assembly. Lineage: Eukaryota; Metazoa; Rotifera; Eurotatoria; Philodinida; Philodinidae.